AUUGUCACUGUCAACGAAUCAGAAUCAGCUGGCAAUCAUUUUAAAUUUUUUCCAAAACCUCUAUAGAAGACUUUUAAACAAAAUCCCUAUAAAAAAAAAGAUUCAAAAUAUGCUCCGUACAGCCUUAGGCAAAGCCCUAAAAGGGGCGCAACUUAGCCCCAAGCACGCUCGGGUUAUGAGUCAACAACCGAAAAAGCCUGAACAAAUCGAAGUAUUCAUCGACGAUAUUCCAGUAAAAGUCGAUCCAGGAACGACAGUAUUACAAGCAGCGGCAAUGGUAGGAGUGGAAAUACCCAGGUUUUGUUAUCACGAACGAUUGGCGGUGGCUGGGAAUUGUAGGAUGUGUUUGGUCGAGGUGGAGAAAAGUCCUAAGCCUGUGGCUGCUUGCGCUAUGCCAGUAAUGAAAGGUUGGCGAGUCAAAACCGAUUCGGAAAUGACCAAAAAAGCCCGCGAAGGCAUCAUGGAAUUCCUCCUAAUCAACCACCCACUGGACUGUCCCAUUUGCGACCAAGGAGGCGAAUGCGACUUGCAAGACCAAAGCAUGGCCUUUGGUUCAGAUAAAUCCCGCUUCACCGACAUCGAACAUUCAGGCAAAAGAGCUGUCGAAGACAAAGACAUUGGGCCUUUGAUUAAAACUAUAAUGACCAGAUGUAUUCAUUGCACUAGAUGUAUUAGAUUUGCCUCAGAAGUUGCAGGAGUUGAUGAUUUAGGUACUACAGGGCGAGGCAAUGACAUGCAAGUGGGCACUUAUGUUGAAAAAAUGUUUUUGUCUGAAAUGUCUGGCAAUAUAAUUGAUUUGUGCCCAGUAGGGGCUUUAACAAGCAAGCCUUAUAGCUUCACUGCAAGGCCUUGGGAAAUCCGUAAAAUCGAUUCAAUUGAUGUUUUGGAUGCUGUUGGCUCUAACAUAGUAGUUUCCAGUAGAACUGGAGAAGUAAUGAGGAUUAUGCCAAGAGUAAAUGAAGAAAUAAACGAGGAAUGGAUUGCAGAUAAAUCAAGAUUUUCUUAUGAUGGUCUUAAAAGGCAACGAUUGGUCACUCCAAUGCUGAGGGAUAAUACAGGGGAAUUGAGGCCUGUAGAUUGGGAGGCGGCUCUUUUAACUGUGGCCAAGCAAAUUAAAAAUGCUGGAGCCAAUGUAGGGGCUAUAGCAGGUGGUUUGGCUGAUGCAGAAGUUUUAGUUGCCGUUAAAGAUUUACUAAACCGUUUGGGCUCUGAAGCCUUAUGCACAGAACAUACUUUUCCAAUGGAUGGAUCUGGGACUGAUUUGAGAUCUAGUUAUUUGCUUAAUAACGGUAUUGCGCACGCUGAGGAGGCAGACUUUGUGCUUUUGGUUGGUACAAAUCCAAGAUUUGAAGCUCCGCUUUUGAAUUCGAGGUUGAGAAAGGGUUAUGUGCAUAAUGAGCUUGAAGUGGCUCUUAUUGGGCCUAAAGUUGAUCUCAGGUAUCAGUAUAAACAUUUGGGCGAUGGUACAGAUGUUUUGCAGCAAUUGAUUGGAGGUGGACAUGAAGUUAGCAAGAAAUUGAAAUCAGCUAAAAAGCCUUUGAUUAUUGUUGGUUCAGAGGUGUUAGAGAGGCCAGAUGGGGCGGCUAUUUUGGCUGUAAUCCAGAAAUUGUCGGCAAGUACUAAAGCUCAAGAAGGCUGGAAAGUUUUAAAUGUUUUACACAAAGUUGCCAGUCAAGUAGCUGCAUUGGAUAUUGGCUAUAAUCCAGGAGUGGACAAAAUUAGAGAAAACAAUCCAAAGGUUUUGUUGCUUUUGGGAGCUGAUGAAGGUGCUAUUGAGAAGGCUGACUUGUGUGACAACACUUUUGUUGUUUAUUUAGGUCAUCACGGUGAUCACGGUGCAACUAUUGCCGAUGCCAUUCUACCAGGAGCAGCCUACACUGAAAAACAGGCCACUUAUGUUAAUACUGAAGGCAGAGCCCAACAAACUUUAGUAGCAGUGACGCCUCCUGGUAGGGCUAGAGAGGAUUGGAAAGUCAUAAGGGCGUUGUCCGAGAUUGUAGGGGCAAAAUUACCCUAUGAUAAUUUGAAUGAAAUUAGGGAUAGAUUAGAUGAAGUGGCACCUCAUUUGACUAAAUAUGGAGAAGCAGAAAAUGCAAACUUUUUCAAACAGGCUCAAGAUUUAGCAAAGAAUGUUAAGACCCAAUUGGAUUGUACGCCUUUAGAUGUUAAACUGAAGGAUCUUUCUGAUUAUUUCAUGACGGAUUCAAUUAGUAGGGCUUCGCCCACUAUGGCCAAGUGCGUCCAAGCUGUUCUCAAACAGAAGCAGUCAAAGUUUUAGAUUUAAUAAAUUAUAAGUUUUGUUGUUUUUUGGUUGGAUCACCUUUUUUCUAUGUUAAGUUGUAUAUUGUUAAUUAGGAAAAAUAAAUCGCUGUUGUGGUCGAUAUAGGAAUACAA
Messenger RNA from Ceutorhynchus assimilis (cabbage seed weevil), 2394 nucleotides. Lineage: Eukaryota; Metazoa; Arthropoda; Insecta; Coleoptera; Curculionidae. The record is from the annotation of a GenBank genome assembly.